Molecule: messenger RNA, 8067 nt
Organism: Drosophila rhopaloa
Lineage: Eukaryota; Metazoa; Arthropoda; Insecta; Diptera; Drosophilidae
Gene: l(3)80Fj
Product: eIF-2-alpha kinase activator GCN1
Exons: 4
Coding region: 88-7980 (2630 amino acids)
Biological process (GO): regulation of translation; cellular response to amino acid starvation
Cellular component (GO): cytosol
Molecular function (GO): protein kinase regulator activity; protein binding
Source: RefSeq, a predicted model, not a curated record
UUUGGAUUAUCGUUUUAAAAACUGGUAUAAUUUUUGUGUGUCCACCCGCGGUCACACAAUUACUGUGUAGUACACGUUUUAUAAAAUAUGGUGGACGAACAGUUAUCUGGAGCUCUGCGAGAUUUACCCGGCAGAGUUUUAAACGUGUCUGUUGAGGAACGGCAGCUCAUAUUCCGAAAUGUGUCAGCAGUUUUAAGAAAUCCCGGUAUAAAUUCAACAAUAAUUCGAGGAAUAUGCAAAGUCAUUGGAACUACGAUAACCAAGUAUAAGGAUCUUGCAUCUCAACGAUUAGUUAGAGAGCUUAUUGUUGAUCUUGCCACCAUUCAUCAUGAUUUAACAAUUGAACAUAUGUUAAACGUCUUUAAAACUCUCUUAUUUAAAGAAUUCGCUGGUGUUUCCCCUCAAAAAUCUUGUAAAUCGGCCGUUAUAGCACUGGGAUGGAUUUCUUUAAUACAGAAAAUAGCAGACCGCGAUUCAAAUAUAUUUAAAACAGAAAAAAAAAAGUUAAUUGAAUAUCAAUCAUUAUUUUAUCAAAUAACUUUAUUAUCUUCCAACCAAAGAAUUGCCGAAGCAAGAACAAAAAUAUUGUAUGAGCUAUGGGAAAACACGACAAUUUUUAAUGAAACUUUGGACACAAUAAUUCAAACUGAAGCAACUAGCAAUGCUACUAUUAUCCUCAUGGCCAUGAUUCAGUUUGAAUCUAAAAGCAACAAGUCUAAUAUAUUAAAAAAAUAUACGGAAAUCAUAUCGGAAUACUUUGUAAAGAGUAUGAUUUCAUGCAAAUACAAACCUGACAAGUCGUUUAUUGCAGCCUGUCAACCAUUAUUGGAAUCACUCACUGAAAAAGAAUUCGAUUCCUAUAUAUAUCCCCCAUUACAAAGGUCGAUAUUACGAAGCCCAGAAAAUACACUUGAAAGUAUUGGAUUAAUUUUUAUUAUGUUGAAUUUUGAUUGCAGUCGUUAUGCCCAAAAAAUUGGAAAUGUUCUUAUAAAAAAUUUGUACAGUAAAGGGGACAUUGCACGAAGAGAGUCCUUAGAAUCUUUAAAGCUUAUAUCCACAAAAUGCUCCGAUUGGGUUAUAGUAAAGGAAUUAUUAUCACAUAUUUUUUCCGUGUUAAAUGGAUCCGAAGGCAAAAUAAAUGUGAUCGAAUAUAGACUUAAUAUUUUACAGGGAGCGGGCUAUUUAAGCUUUAACAACAUAGAUCAAGACCACAUGCCUGACAUUUUAAAUGAAGCAGUUACCUUAUUUUGGAAAGCACUAGAGUGUGAGACGCAGGAAAAAGUAAUUUGUUGCACCUUGGAAAUGUUUGCCUUGUGGACUCAAAAAUUUAGAAAUGAGUUACCAAGUGUGAUUCUCAAUAUUUUUAAAACUGGAAUUCGACUGAAAAGCACUAAUCAAAUAAUUCGACAAAGCUAUCUUGAAUGGCUUCUUUUAUCAAUUCAAAAUACUGAGAUUAAUAACCAUAGUGCAAUUAUACCUGAUCUUAUUUCUUUUUAUACUAAAGCAUUGCAAAACUCUUCGCAAUUAUGUAAUUUUUCUGAAGCCGCAUGUAUUGCCUGUAUAAUGCUUACUUUAGAAAAGCCAUCGGAAAACUAUAACUUCUUUUGGACCACAGUUUUUGAUAUGAAAAAAAAAUAUUUCUUUAAUGAAAAGUUUACGGCAAUCGCUCCGACCGAGACAUUAUGUAAUAUAUCUUUAAUGAUAAAAAUAUUGGUCAAUUCAUAUCCUGACAAAAUUAGAGGAGAGUUGGAACCCUUAGUUCGAACGUUAGUUUUUAACUUAUGUAGCAGUUCAGUAAAAGUUCGAAAAUAUACUACUGGGGAGGUCAAUAAAAUUAUUAGUGCUUCGAAGGGAAUAGAAUUCGUAAAAUUAGCUUUAUGUGAAUUUGGAAAGCGUAUUAAUUUAGUUAACAUUCAAAAUGAUGGAGAUACUUGUAAUGACCAAUUUGGAACUUCGACUCAGGCGUAUGUAGACGCAUUAAAAGCAUUGACCAGCUUAAAAAAUAUUUCAUAUGACCAAUCUCUGGAUGUUGCUAUGGAAUUAUUACUUAUAUCACAUCAUCCUGCAAUUGUAUUGAAUGAGGCAUAUUUAUGGGAAAGAACUAUACAGCAAAAUUUUAACUUGGAUCCGAAAGAUUUUAUAUUAGCUAAAAAAAAUGAGAUAGUUUAUGAAUUCAUCGACCAUUUUAAAGCUAAUGCACAAUACGAGAAUACCAUAUCAGCACUGGUUCGAAUAUGUCCCAAUUCUAUUGUCCCAUUAGUUGUUAUGCAUUUCAAAAACUAUCUUUCUAACUCUUCGAAUUAUCAUGCUUCCAAUGAUGAAUAUUUGACAUUUUUGACUCCAGAAGGAGAAUUGUAUGAUAAAAGUGUUAUACCUCACAUAGACUCACAAUACGAAACAGUUCGUGUUAAAAGAGAAAAUAAAGUUUAUAGCUACAAGGAACAGUUAGAAGAGAUUCAACUUCGUCGUGAAAUCGAUGAAAAAAGAGAAAAAGAAGGAAAAUUGAAAACUAUAAAGUAUACACAAAAACAGGAAGAACAGAUUAAAAAUCAAAUGGAAAAAGAACUACGAAUAAAGUUACGGAUUCAUCAGCUUUAUGAAAAACUAAUUAGUAAAAUAAGCUUACUGAAAGCAUCAUGUUCUGGAAACGGUGAUGAAAUGGCACAAUAUUUUUACACUUUAUUAGACGAUGUUUUGAAUGCUUCAAAAAGCCCACUAAGUGCAGAGGUUCUUACAAAUCUUUACCUAUUUUUUCAUAAUCUGUGCUUCACUUUCCAACCAAAACUUGGUCGCGCCACUGCAGUAGCUACAAUAAAACUUCAAAACCCAUCAUGCAUUUUAAAAGAAGAAUAUGACAUUAAUAUAAAGAAAGCUAUUGAAGAUAUCAUAUUGGAUCUUGACAAUAUUGUUAAAUCAAACUUCCUUGAUUCGCCUUCAUUUUCUUUUGCGUUUGAAUUUCUUAAACGAUCAUUAAUUUUGUUGGUUAAAGAUUCGAAUGAUGAACUCAUUUCGAAGGGCAUACAUAUUAUAGCUAAGCAUACAAAUGCUCCGAUUAAUUGUAAGCCAAAAUAUAUGCCAAGAGCUGGUAUGCUUGAAAUUUUGUUAUAUCUUUAUAAAAACAACAAAAAACUUGCAGAACAAACUUCUGCAGCCAUUUUAGAAGUUGCAAAAUCUUCAAAUGGUGGUAUUUUCUGUGCUAAUCCAGAUAACCAGAUUAUAAAUCUACUUCUACAAGCAUUGCAAUAUAAUACUGACUCUGUCAGAAAAGUUGCGUUACAAUCAUUGCAAAUAAUGAUAGACGCGAUUGUAGAUCAUAUUAAACACGAUAAUUAUCUUGAAAAAAUUAUUAUAAACCGAAUUUGGAUAGCAAAAUAUGAUACAGAAGAAGAAAAUAGAGAACUGGCCACCUUAAUUUGGAAUCAGGCUAACUUGCCUUUACCAGGAUUUGGCGAUAUUAUUGGGGAUAUCACACACCCCGAACUAUGUGUUCAAAAAUCUGCUUCAGAAUCACUAUUGCCACUAAUAGCUGAUAAUGAAACGUCAAGGAAAUGCGUAAUACGGAAAUUAUUUUCUAUUUACAAUGAUAAAUUGUCGCUAAUACCUCCAGUAGUAGAUCAAUUCGACCGUGAAAUAGAGCCCGCUACCGACCAAUGGAAACCGCGAAGAGGUGUUGCUAUUUCAUUCUCUACUAUCGCUCCCUUAUUAUCUAUUGAAGAUAUUAAUAUUAUAAUGCAUUUUAUGGUAUCUCAAGGUCUUGGUGACCGAGAAGAUAUCGUACACAAAGAAAUGUUAGCAGCUGCAUUAAAGAUAGUUGAUUUACAUGGUAAUCAAACAAUUGUAAAUUUGUUACCUGUGUUUGAAGAGUUUCUUGAUAAGGCACCAAAAUCGCAAAGUUAUGACAACAUUCGUCAAGCUGUUGUCAUUCUUAUGGGCUCUUUAGCACGACAUUUGGAAAAGGGUGACAAGAGAAUCGAUCCAAUUGUUAAAAGAUUAUUAACAGCACUAUCAACUCCAUCCCAACAAGUUCAAGAAGCGGUGUCGAACUGUUUACCUCAUCUUAUGCCAUCUGUUAAAGAUGAGGCCCCAGCAAUGAUCAAAAAAUUAUUACAUUCGCUAGCAAAAUCUGAUAAAUAUGGCGAGAGACGUGGAGCUGCAUAUGGUAUUGCUGGCAUAGUUAAAGGUCUUGGUAUUUUAUCUUUAAAACAAUUGGACAUAAUGUCAAAACUAACAGCUUUUAUUCAAGAAAAAAAAAAUUAUAGAUCCAGAGAGGGAGCUUUGUUUGCUUUUGAAGUUUUAUGUACAACACUUGGUCGUUUAUUUGAACCUUAUAUAGUUCAUGUCUUACCACAUUUGUUGCAAUGCUUUGGUGAUCCUUCCCAGUAUGUAAGACAGGCAGCCGAUGACACUGCAAAAGUAGUUAUGGGAAAACUGUCCGCACAUGGAGUUAAACUAGUACUUCCUUCUCUUUUAGAAGCUCUCGAUGAAGAUUCAUGGAGAACAAAAACUGCAUCAGUUGAAUUAUUAGGUGCAAUGGCGUUCUGUGCACCAAAACAAUUAUCAUCUUGUCUUCCUAGUAUAGUACCAAAACUCAUUGAAGUCUUGGGAGAUUCUCACACUAAAGUACAAGAAUCUGGUGCGGAAGCUCUUAAAGUAAUAGGGUCCGUUAUUAAAAAUCCUGAAAUUCAAGCUAUUGUUCCCGUUCUUUUGGAUGCAUUGGAGGAUCCUUCUAACAAUACGUCAACUUGUCUGCAAAGCUUACUAAAAACUAAAUUUGUUCAUUUUAUUGAUGCUCCCUCAUUAGCUUUAAUUAUGCCAGUGGUUCAACGUGCCUUUAUGGACCGAUCUACAGAAACGAGAAAAAUGGCUGCUCAAAUAAUAGGAAAUAUGUAUUCACUAACGGACCAAAAAGAUUUAGCACCCUAUUUACCAAGUAUAAUUCCUGGCCUAAAAUCAUCUUUGCUAGAUCCAGUUCCUGAAGUACGAGCUGUGUCAGCUCGAGCCCUUGGCGCAAUGGUAAAGGGUAUGGGAGAAAGUUCAUUUGAAAAUUUGUUACCAUGGCUAAUGGAAACUUUAACUUCCGAAUCUAGCAGUGUGGACCGCAGUGGAGCAGCACAAGGACUCUCCGAGGUAGUUGGAGGACUUGGUGUCGAAAAGAUGCAUAAACUUAUGCCGGAGAUAAUUUUGACUGCUGAAAGAGUAGAUAUUGCUCCUCACGUAAAAGAUGGAUACAUAAUGAUGUUUAUAUAUAUGCCGGGAGCAUUUCCAGAAGAAUUUACACCAUAUAUCGGGCAAAUUAUUAAUCCAAUCUUAAAAGCCUUGGCAGAUGAAAGCGAAUAUGUCCGUGAUACAGCCCUAAAGGCAGGUCAGCGUAUUGUCAAUUUAUAUGCAGAAACAGCAGUAGCGCUUUUACUUCCCGAGCUUGAAAAGGGACUUUUUGAUGAUAAUUGGCGCAUAAGGUAUAGUUCAGUUCAAUUACUAGGAGAUUUAUUAUAUCGUAUAUCUGGAGUAUCAGGAAAGAUGACUACAGAAACAGCAAGUGAAGACGAUAAUUUUGGUACCGAACAUUCACAUACAGCAAUUAUUCGCUUUUUAGGCGAUGAACGUAGAAAUAGAGUAUUAUCUGGACUUUACAUGGGACGAAGUGACGUUUCAUUGAUGGUGCGUCAAGCUGCAUUACAUGUUUGGAAAGUGGUUGUGACAAAUACUCCGAGGACUCUGCGAGAAAUUCUACCGACUCUUUUUGGUUUACUUCUAGGAUGCUUAGCUAGCACAAGCUAUGAUAAAAGACAAGUGGCUGCUCGAACUUUAGGUGAUUUGGUAAGAAAACUAGGAGAACGAGUUUUACCAGAAAUCAUUCCUAUUCUUGAAAAUGGAUUAAACUCUGAUCAUCCUGAUCAACGUCAAGGAGUCUGCAUAGGCUUAUCUGAAAUAAUGGGCUCUACAUCAAAAGAAAUGGUUCUAACUUUUGUACACAGUUUGGUUCCUACAGUCCGCAAGGCUUUGUGCGAUCCCUUACCUGAAGUUCGAGAAGCAGCAGCAAAAACAUUUGAAUCUUUACAUAGCACAGUAGGCUCUCGGGCGUUGGAUGAUAUUCUGCCGUUUAUGCUAGAGGGCCUCUCAGACCCGGACCCUUCUGUUGCUGAGAAUACAUUAGAUGGACUUAGACAAGUUAUGUCUAUUAAAUCAAGAGUAGUAUUACCAUAUCUUGUGCCCCAGUUAACAUCCCCACCAGUUAAUACAAAAGCCUUAUCAAUUCUUGUAUCUGUUGCUGGUGAAGCACUAACUAAAUACUUGCCAAAAAUAUUAUCUGCGUUAUUAGAGGCUCUAUCAGACGCCUAUGGAACUCCGCAUGAACUCCAAGAGAUUGAUUAUUGUCAAACUGUUAUAUUAUCAGUAACAGACGAAACUGGAAUUAGAACAAUAAUGGAUACACUGCUUAUUUCAGGAAAUUCUUCUAAUUUAUGUACUCGAAAAUCCUCAGCAAGUUUGCUUUCUGCAUUUUGCAUACAUUCACCAGGAAAUUACUCGCAAUACAUUCCUCAACUUUUAAGAUGCUUACUUAAAUUGAUGGUUGAUAAUGAUAAAGAUAUAUUACAGAAAUCAUGGGAGGCUCUCAGUGCUGUAAUUAAAGGCCUCAACGCCGCACAGCAAAUCUCCCACGUAUCUGAUGUUCGUCAAGCAGUUAGGUUUGCAGCAAGCGAACUUAAAGGACCGGAGCUUCCGGGAUUUUGUUUGCCAAAAGGAAUAACUCCUUUGUUACCCGUUUUUCGUGAAGCUAUUUUAAAUGGAUUACCAGAGGAAAAGGAAAACGCAGCACAAGGACUUGGUGAAGUUAUUUUCCUAACUAACGCACAAUCAUUACAGCCUUCUGUAGUACAUAUAACUGGUCCAUUGAUUCGAAUUCUAGGAGACCGUUUUAAUGCAGCGGUUAAAGCUGCUGUAUUGGAAACUUUGUCAAUUUUACUUCAUAAAGUUGGCGUUUUAUUAAAACAGUUCUUACCACAACUUCAAACCACAUUUCUUAAAGCGUUGCAUGAUCAAAACAGAAACGUAAGGAUGAAAGCCGGUAAAGCUCUUUCUGAAUUAGUAGCAAUUCACUCUAGAGCGGAUCCAUUAUUUAAUGAAAUUCAUAAUGGUAUAAAAAAUUCAGAUGAUUCUUCUGUUAGAGAAACAAUGCUCCAUGCUCUUCGCAGUAUUCUAAGUCGAUCUGGAGAUAAAAUGUCUGAUCCAAUACAAAAACAAAUUUAUGUAACCCUUUUAAAUAUGCUGGGCCAUCAAGAAGAUAUAACUCGAAACGCUGUUGGCGGAUGCUUGGGAGCCAUGUUAAAGUACAUGGCGCCCGGACAAGUUGAUGACUUAUUUACUAAUUUAAUUUUGGCGGAUAAUACAGAUGAUUUAAUAGUAAAGCAUGGGCACACAAUUGUGUUAUUCGUUGCCUUAAAAGAAUGUCCCAACGAAGUACUAACAUCAAAUUUGCAUGAUAAAAUAACAUCAUUCGUGUUGGUCCAUAUUUUAUCAGAAAAAGUGCCGAUUGCCUGUAAUGCAAUAAGAGCUGCCACUUAUCUUUUGGAGCACUAUCUUGUCAAAAGUGAUGAACUUCCUUUAAAUGUUAUAAUUGCACUAGCUAGAGCUAUGAAUCAUUCUAGCAAUGAUGUCAAACAGUUGGUCGCAAAAAGUUGUACCCACCUAUCUAAAAGUUUAACAGCUGAUCAAAUUAAUUUUGAUGUCUUUAAAUAUUUGGUCCCCAUGUUAGUCAAUGGCACUAAGGAAAAAAAUGGAUACGUAAAAUCAAAUUCAGAGCUAGCGUUAAUUUCCAUUUUAAAGUUAAGAUCUGACGAAUCGACUUUUUCAAAAAUUUUAGACCUUUUAGAAUCUGGAGCUAGGGACUCAUUAAACGACGUAGUAACAAAAGUUUUAAAACGUUCAGCAUCCCAGUCCAUUAUAAAAGAAGAAGAAUUAGAUGAUACAUUGCAGACAUAAUCGCUACUUUAUUUUAAAAACAAAAUUUUUGCUUUAUAAAACAUGUUACUGUAUUUUAUUUUUUUGUAAAUAAAGAAUUUGAUUAAA